Molecule: messenger RNA, 1452 nt
Organism: Verticillium alfalfae VaMs.102
Lineage: Eukaryota; Fungi; Ascomycota; Sordariomycetes; Glomerellales; Plectosphaerellaceae
Exons: 8
Coding region: 1-1452 (483 amino acids)
Cellular component (GO): membrane
Molecular function (GO): transmembrane transporter activity
Source: RefSeq, a predicted model, not a curated record
AUGGCUGCCAAGGAUCCCAUGGCCUUCGAGCAGGCCUCCGCAAAGGAGGAGGGCAUCACGGGCCAAGUCGAGGGUCCUCUCACUCACGCUGCCUACCGCAAACUGGUGCACAAGAUUGAUCGAAGGUUGAUCACGACAUGCGGCUUCAUGUACUGUGUCAGUCUCGUCGACCGGACGAAUCUAGGCUCAAAAAACAAUAACAACAAGUCGAAGACCCUGGAGCUGACAGUUGGCUACCGCUACGAUGGACUCGGCGGUCUUGAAGGCUGGAGAUGGAUCUUCCUGAUGGAGGGCCUUAGUACUGACAGAAGGGUGCUCAGCGGCUUGACUGCCAUCACCUACGCCGUGGCGUACUUCCUCCCCAUGAUCCUCCGCGACCAGAUGGGCUUCUCGCUCGCUGCGUCUCAGUGCCUCAUCGCGCCUCCCUACUUUGUGGCCUGUCUGUACAUGUUUGCCACGGCCUGGAUCAGCGACAAGUACCGCAUCCGCGGCCCAGUCAUGAUGUUCAACUCGGUUGUCGGCAUUGCUGGUUUGGCUUUGAUGUCCAACAAUAUCCGCGGCCAGUGGAAGCGUGCCUUUGGCUCCGCGACCCUCAUCGGCUCGGGCGGUGUCGGCGGUGUCGCGGGUUCCCUCAUGUUCCGCAGCCAAGACGCGCCCGGGUACCGUCCCGGUAUCAUUGGGUCGAUUGCCUGUGGCUUCUUGGUGCUGUUCGUCAUCUGCUUCAACACGUGGUACUUUAAGCGGGAAAAUGCCAAGGCAGAUAGGGGAGAGAAAGUCCUGCAGGGGCACCCUGACUUUAGGCGAGAGAAGCAUGAAACGAGGCCGGGUCGGAUGUUUGACAAGGCUGACCCUCAGAUCAGCGCCCUCCUGCCCCCAAUCGAUCGACUGGCCAUUCACGCUGAGAUAGGACUUGGCCUUCCCCUCCGUCGUCCAGGUACUCUUCUUCGGCCGCCACACCUCAACCGCCCCGUCCCCCUCCAUGCCAACCUCGGCCCCGUCAACAGCCACGACCUCCCCCUGGCCUUUGAACGAAAAGCACCGCAUGCCGCACGUCCGGCAGAAGAAGAAGGAGGUAUGGGCCUCGCCCGGCCCGCGCGGCUGGUACGCGCCCAGCGCGCCGAGUUCCCGCGGCGCGAGGCAGCGCAAAGUCGUCGGGCGGCAACGCGGCCGCACGUGCAGCAGCCCGGCCUUGUGGCAGACGGUGCAGUUGCAGCGGUAGACGCACGGCUUGUCGGCCGGGGAGUUGCGCUGCGCGGGCGUCACAGGGUGGGCGGUCAGGGGGAGGGCGAGGCGGAGGACGUAGCGGGUUGCGCGGCAGUGGCAGGAGCCCGUGAGGGUUGUGAGGGGAGACUUUGGGUGGGAAUGGCGAUGCUUUGCUUGUACCGACAGAUGUUUUCGCACGAUGGUGGAAGAAUCAAGUUGCGCGCAACGAGAAGAGACUUAGAGACGUAA